GUUGUCAUUGCAGGUGGGUAUAUUAUGGGCUUCAGCCAUCUGCACCCCAUAUGUCUGCGUCGAGGAAACCCGUCACAGCAAUCAUUUGCCAGCAGUAACAUCUCGCCUUUACAACACCAGGACUAGCCGAAUCUCAGCAUGCCCUCAGUACUCCUUUUCGGGGCCACCGGCCUCAUUGGAUCUCGCUUAGCCAUUGACCUCAAAAAGACACAUCCCGCGUGGCCGCUGACGGUAUUUUUGCGCAACGCGAAUGUCGACGAAUGGUUCAGAGUCACCGCCAAGGCAGAUCGAAUAGUCCAUGGGACAAUCUCCGACGCCGAACUGGUGCAAUCUUUGAGCAAGGAACAUGAUAUAGUCGUCAAUGCGAUUACUUCUUUCGAUGGCGACUUUGUCAGGACGAUUAUCGCAGGCAUGGAAGAAAGACCCGAGCACUCCAAGGGCACCCUGAUCCAUAUAUCUGGAACGGGCAAUUUCAUUGACCAUGGCAAGAGCGGCAAUUUCAAUCCCGACAGCAAAGUGACGACAACGAAGACGACAUCCGACAAAUUGUUCCGAGCAUGUUCAAUGGACCAACAGACGUACCGGGUGCUCGAAGCAGGAGAACGGGGAAAGAUCAUUACCUAUAUUGUGUGUUUCGCAAUGACUUACGGCCCUAACAUCGGGCCUGUGCCAAACCUAGGAGUUGCGUACAACAUCUUGACUUCGAAUGCAAAGCAGCUAGGCGUCGCCCCAUAUGUUGGCGACGGUUCGGCAGUGGCUAGUGCGAUCCAUGUCGGCGACGGUGUCCGGUUCCUCACCAAGAUCGUGGGCAUCGCCGGAACGGAGAAGCCUACGGGCAGCGCCUACUCUAGGUAUUACAUCAUUCACGGUGAGAGGGUCGCUUGGAAGGACUUGAGCUCUGCACUGGCGAAAGUCUUGCAUGCCAAGGCCGUCGUGGCUUCGCCAGAACCCAAAAGCGUGCCGUCGGCAGAUGCUGGCGCAGGAGAGAUCGGGUCGCUGAUAGCUGCGAACAUGCUGGUGAAGGGAGACCGUGCUGCCAGGCUGGGUUUCAAAGCCACGCAUCCAUCGAUCCUGGUGCAAAUGCAGGAGGAUCUCGGGGCUCAUAACUUCUAGAGCGCAGCACGCUAGUCAAA
This is a messenger RNA of Cladophialophora immunda, 1133 nucleotides long. RefSeq lists its product as uncharacterized. The coding region runs from base 139 to 1113 and encodes 324 amino acids. The transcript is spliced from 4 exons. Lineage: Eukaryota; Fungi; Ascomycota; Eurotiomycetes; Chaetothyriales; Herpotrichiellaceae. The record is from RefSeq and is a predicted model, not a curated record.